Molecule: messenger RNA, 876 nt
Organism: Parnassius apollo (apollo)
Lineage: Eukaryota; Metazoa; Arthropoda; Insecta; Lepidoptera; Papilionidae
Source: the annotation of a GenBank genome assembly
AUGGUAGAACAAAAAGACAAAGAAAUUAAAGAAUUACAGACUCAGACUUUAAAACUUAAAAAAGAAGUUUAUACCCUCCAUGUUCGACUACCAUUGAAAAAAUCUCUAGAGACAAUAACUUGGAAAUUAACGGCAUACAGGAAAAGUCUGUUUGGACAAAACUUUUGCAACACAAUUAACUCGCCAGUUGCGGACAGCGACAUUCGUGCCUGUCGCCGUGUAGCUAAGAUGGAUCAAUCUUCGAGCAGGCCUCGUUUCGUAUUAGUGACACUGACGUCGCCGCGUAUUUGUGAUCGUAUCCUCGAAGCCGUUAAUAAGUUUAAUAAAACUCAAAGUUGCAAACUAAACUCGAAACACUUAAAUAUUGAGGAGCCAACAAGCAACCCAACAAUCGACUCAACAAUCGACCCAACAGUCGACCCAAAAGUCGACCCAACAGUCGACCCAACAGUCGACCCAACAGUCGACACAACAGUCGACCCAACAGUCGAGCCAACAGUCGAGCCAACAGUCGACACAACAGUUGACCCAACAAUCGACCCAACUAUCGACCCAACAAUCGACCCAACAAUCGACCCAACAGUCGACCCAACAGUCGACCCAACAGUCGACCCAACAGUCGACCCAACAGUCGACCCAACAGCCGACCCAACAGUCGACCCAACAGUCGACCCAACAGCCGACUCAACAGUCGACCCAACAAUCGACCCAACAAUCGACCCAAAAGUCGACCCAACAAACGACCCAACAAUCGACCCAACAAUCGACCCAAAAGUCGACCCAACAAACGACCCAACAAUCAACCCAACAAUCAACCCAAUAAUGGACCCAACAUUCAACGCGACCUACACUCUCAAGACACAACCGACACACUGA